Molecule: messenger RNA, 1835 nt
Organism: Brassica oleracea var. oleracea
Lineage: Eukaryota; Viridiplantae; Streptophyta; Magnoliopsida; Brassicales; Brassicaceae
Product: dual specificity protein kinase shkC-like
Exons: 11
Coding region: 195-1637 (480 amino acids)
Biological process (GO): protein phosphorylation
Molecular function (GO): protein binding; ATP binding; protein kinase activity
Source: RefSeq, a predicted model, not a curated record
GAUCCUCGAUUAAAAAAGGAUAUUAAGAAAACCUGAAAAAGACAGAGAAGAAGUAGACAUCACGUUCGUUUUGUCUGAAACCUUUAUCGUCUUCUUCAACGCAAGUUUGACGAAUUUUCCUGAAAAUGCAACGAUGGUUUGUCUGAUCCUUAACUGAUCCGGGAGAUAAGAAAGAAGAUUCAACAUCGCCAAUCAUGGAGAACGUAGCCGAGCAAUUGAAGCGCGGGAUAUCGAGGCAAUCCUCGACGGGAUCAGUGCGACGAGGAACGCUAAGCCGACAAUUCACGCGCCAAUCCUCUCUCGAUCCGCGGCGCAACAACAUGAGGUUCAGCUUCGGCCGGCAGUCUUCGCUCGAUCCGAUCAGACGCAGCCCCGAAUCCUUGAGCUCCUGCCAGCCGCAGAUGAUGUCUGUACCUGAGAAUCUCGAUUCCACGAUGCAGCUUCUCUUUAUGGCGAGCAAAGGCGACGUUGACGGCGUCGAGGAGCUGCUCGAUGAAGGAGUCGAUGUGAAUAGCAUCGAUCUCGAUGGCCGUACGGCUCUUCACAUUGCUUCUUGCGAAGGUCAUUACGACGUCGUCAGGGUUCUUCUUAGCCGGAGAGCUAACAUCGAUGCUCGUGACCGUUGGGGUAGUACGGCGGCCGUUGAUGCCAAGUAUUAUGGGAACGUUGAAGUGUUUAAUCUCUUGAAAACACGAGGAGCUAAACCUCCGAAAACUAGAAAGACUCCAAUGACAGUGGGCAAUCCAAAAGAAGUACCUGAGUAUGAACUUAAUCCACUCGAGCUUCAAGUCCGAAAAGCCGAUGGCAUCUCAAAGGGAACCUAUCAAGUUGCUAAGUGGAAUGGCACGCGAGUCUCGGUAAAAAUAUCCGAUAAAGAUAGUUAUUCAGAUCCGGAACGAGUAAAUGCUUUCAAUCAUGAAUUAACUGUGCUAGCUAAAGCUAGGCAUCCAAAUAUUGUUCAAUUUGUUGGAGCUGUCACUCAAAAUCUACCAAUGAUGAUUGUAGUUGAGCAUAAUCCAAAGGGUGAUCUAAGUGAAUAUCUUCAAAAGAAAGGUCGCCUUUCUCCUUCAAAAGCUCUGAGAUUUGCUCUAGAUAUUGCCAGAGGCAUGAACUAUCUUCAUGAGUGUAAACCAGACCCGGUCAUCCACUGCGAUUUAAGGCCAAAAAAUAUUUUGCUGGAUAGAGGUGGACAAUUGAAGAUCUCUGGAUUUGGUUUGAUAAAGUUGUCCAAGGUUUCAGAAGAUAAUGUCAAAGUAGUGAACCACGAAGCUCAUAUCGAUAAAUCAAAUUGCUACAUAGCUCCAGAACUUUACAAAAACAUAAUCUUCGACAAAAGUGUUGAUGUUCAUUCGUUUGGUGUCAUUUUAUAUGAGAUGACUGAGGGAGUAUCGAUUUUUCAUCCUAAAUCCCCUGAAGAGGUUGCAGAGUCGAUAUGUAUGGAAGGAAGGAGACCAACAAUCAAGACAAAGUCCAAGGGUUACCCUUCAGAAUUGAAAGAGUUGAUUGAGGAAUGUUGGCAUCCAGAUACAAGUGUGAGGCCAAUAUUUUCUGAGAUUAUUAUUCGACUCGACAACAUAGUUGCAAACUGCUCUAAGCAGGGUUGGUGGAAAGACACAUUUAAGUUUCCCUGGAAAUAAAAGGAAACGACUGAAUCAACCAACCUGGAGAAUGGAGAUGAAAGAAAAAAACAAGAUGAGAGUGAACUUUUACAGAAACUUAAUUCACAGUUUUCACUCUCUUUGUAUAAACUUAACAUCGCUAGUCUGUUUUAAAUAUUUUCAUGUUUUGUUUGUUUCAUAUCAUAAAUAUUUUUUUGGUUUAUUUUUUGUAUAUAU